CCAGGGGGGGUUUGGCUUCACCCUUCGGCACUUCAUCGUCUACCCCCCGGAGUCAGCAGUUCACUCCACCACCAAGGAGGAGGAGAAUGGGAACCGAACAGGGCCCCCCCGGAGCCGCCUGGAGCCCAUGGACACCAUCUUCGUGAAGAGCGUGCGUGAGGAGGGGCCGGCUCACCAGGCUGGGCUCCACACCGGGGACCGGCUGGUCAAGGUGAAUGGGGAGAGCAUCAUUGGCAAAACCUACUCCCAGGUCAUUGCCCUGAUCCAGAACAGUGAUGAUGUGCUGGAGCUCUCCAUCAUGCCCAAGGAUGAGGACAUCCUCCAGCUGGCAUACUCACAGGAUGCCUACCUGAAGGGCAAUGAGCCCUACUCCGGCGGGGCACAGAGCAUCCCGGAGCCCCCUCCCAUCUGCUACCCACGGAAGACCUACCCCUUCCAGGCACGGGGCACCGAGUCCCCCCCGGGCCAGCCGCCGGACCCCCGUGCCCACCGCCCGGCCGCCGCCGGCUCCUCCUCCCCGCUCGGCACAGCCGCAGCCCCCAGCGCCCGCAGCGAGCCGGGCGGCAGCCCCGCGCAUCGCCCCCACGAAGCACAGCCUGGGGGUCCCCCCCCACGCCCCGCUGCCCACCACGGGCACCCCGCGGGCUCCUCCCGCCCCAGCCGCUCCGCCGCCGUCACAUCCUCCAAGCCCGAGCGCUACGGGAUCCCUCCCGGCACCUCCUACGGCGUCCCCAAGGCCCUCCCGGAGCACCGGACUCACUGCGGCUUCAAAGAGGGCGUCGGGGGGCUGGCAGGGACUAGCCCCCAGCGUGUGCCCGGCCGCCAGGAGUGCCAGCAGGCUCUGUCCCGCUGGUUUUCCAGCCAGGAGCCCCGGCGGAGCUCGUCGGAGGAGCGGCGGCGCGCCCUGCCCCCCCGCUACCGCAGCGUCUCGCAGGACAGGCUGGGAGGGGGCUCAGCAGUGACCCGCCGGGGCUGGCCCCACAGCGCAUCCCACGAUACCCUCCUGCAGCCCUCCCGGGAGGGCUGGGCACCCCGUGCCCGCUCCGACCACUACCUGGGCAGGUACGGCCGCUCCAUGGAGGCGCUGGAGCCCAGCGCUCUGCUGUCCUCUCACCUCUCCCCGGCCAGGGGCUGCCGGGCCCCCGCCGCCGCCGCUGCCGGCGUCGCCGGACAACCCAUCCCGCACGGCUCCUUUGCGCCUUCCUCUUCCUCCUCCUCCUCGUCGUCGAGGGAGCCGGUGCAGAAGCAUCCCUCGCAGCCCAACCUGCAGGACGAGUCGGGUUACAUCGGGUACCGCAGCUACAGCCCUUCCUUCCAGCGCCGCACCGGGCUCCUGCACGCCCUCUCCUUCCGCGACCCAGCUUUUGGUGGCCUGCCCACCUUCAACAUCUCCCAGAGGACCCCCACGUCGCUUCCGGAAAGGGUGGUCCCCACCCUCUCACCACCCACCAGCACCACCGCCGCCGCCGCCAGCAGCGGUCCCUCGCCGGCUCGCAGCGCGCCGGAGGGCAGCAGGCGGCCGGAGCCGCCGGAGGAGCGGAGGGAGGAGGUGGUGCUGAGGCAGAAGCCGCCCACGGGGCGCAAGGUGCCGGUUCCCCUGCGGCAGAUGAACUUUGUCUUCCCCGAGGGGGUGAAGGAGGCGGACGUCGGUGGCCCUCCGCUGGCGGCUGGCAAAGGGGAGAAGCCGGGGGCCGAGCGGCAGGGCUGGCGGCUGGCACCGCUGGCAGCCCCCGAGGACUCGCUGGCCUCCAUCCCCUUCAUCGACGAACCCACCAGCCCCAGCAUCGACCUGAAGGCCAAGCACGUCCCUGCCUCCUCCGUGGUCUCCAGUGCCAUGAACUCCGCUCCCGCCGUGGCCACCAGCCCCUCCUCGCCCACCUUCGCCUUCGCCCUCAGCCGCCACUACUCCCAGGACUGCAGCAGCAUCAAGGCUGGUCGCCGCUCCUCCUACCUCCUGGCCAUCACCACCGAGCGCUCCAAGUCCUGCGACGAUGGUCUGAACGCCUUUCGGGAUGAGGGGAAGCUCCUCAGGAGGAUGCCCAGCCGGGUGCCCAGCCUCCGCAUGCUGAGGAGCUUCUUCACUGACGGGUCUCUGGACAGCCUUGGCACGUCCGAAGAUGCCCGCUCCAAACGGCACUCAACCUCCGACCUCUCGGACGUGCCGCUGAGCGCCGUGAGGAAGGAGGGAUGGCUCCACUGCAAGCAGAUCCUCACCAAAAAGGGGAAGAAGGUCGGCGGAGGCAUCCGGCAGUGGAAGCGCGUCUUCGCCGUGCUGCGCGCUCCCUCGCUCUACCUGAGCAAGGACCGGCGGGAGGCUGCCCCCUGCGCCCCGGCCCCAGGCAGAGGAUCGGGAGGAUAUGCUGGCCUGGAUCAAAGCCAUCAGGGAGCACAGCAAGGCGGAGGGCGAGGACCCCGGGUUUGCCAGCCAGGCUCUAAUCAGCAAGAAGCUAAACGACUAUCGGAAAGUGAGCCCCGCGGGUGCCAAGCCAGAUUCCUCGCCCAAGGGCUCUCGUGGGCUGGGCAUCAGGGCAGAGUUCCUGAAGCAGAGUGGAAGCAGCACUCCCAGGGCACCCCGGCAGGAUGUGGCUUGUCACGAAAGAUGAAAGCAGCUCCCAGAAACCCCUUGGGGCAUCAACAUAUGAAGAAGAACAAGAAAUCCUGCCCACAGGGCCUUCGGCGUCAGGCUGGAGGAGUGCCAGCCCGCCCCGGACAAAAAGCGACACUGCCGGCUCCCUCGGAGUGCCAGCGGAGGAGCCGGAGCGGCAUCGGGUGGCGUUAG
Dryobates pubescens (Downy woodpecker) is the source of this 2779-nucleotide messenger RNA. RefSeq names its product Rho GTPase activating protein 23 (gene ARHGAP23). The coding region runs from base 128 to 2779 and encodes 883 amino acids. The record is from RefSeq and is a predicted model, not a curated record. The transcript is spliced from 16 exons. Lineage: Eukaryota; Metazoa; Chordata; Aves; Piciformes; Picidae. Gene Ontology annotation, molecular function: protein binding.